This is a messenger RNA of Penicillium robsamsonii, 1830 nucleotides long. RefSeq names its product putative lysophospholipase. NCBI's taxonomy places the organism in Eukaryota, Fungi, Ascomycota, Eurotiomycetes, Eurotiales, Aspergillaceae. Gene Ontology annotation, molecular function: protein binding; asparaginase activity. Bases 1 to 1830 code for a protein of 609 amino acids. The transcript has 2 exons. The record is from RefSeq and is a predicted model, not a curated record.
AUGAUAUCCGCCAGCCUGAACCCUGGUCUGAAGACAGUCAACGCCAAAAUGGUCAUCCCAGAGCUGGAAGCAGCCGAAGCUGAAACGCCCGCCCAAGAGUCACGCGUCCUAAUCAUCAUGACCGGUGGCACAAUCUGCAUGCAACCCUCACCAGCCGGCUUCAUCCCAGCGCGGGGGUUCCAAGAAAAGUGCAUGGCGCCAGUCCCAACCUUUAACGACGGCUCCGCCAGCGCAACGAUGGACGUGGUCGUCAACGCGGCACACGACAUGAAAGAACACCCAAGCCUACGCACACCGAUGACGGCCUAUGGGCGACAGGUGCGGUACACGGUUUUUGAGUUCGAAGAACUGCUCGACAGCAGCUCCAUUGACGCAAGGGGCUGGACCCAGAUCGCCGAGGCGAUCGAGCGGAAUUACACGCUCUUUGAUGGAUUCGUUGUCCUGCACGGCACGGACAGUCUGGCGUAUACAUGUUCGGCGCUCAGCUUUAUGCUGCAGAAUCUCGGGAAGCCGGUUGUUCUUACUGGGUCGCAGGCGCCUAUGCUUGAGCUCCAAAACGAUGCUACGCAUAAUUUGCUUGGGUCGUUGGUUGUUGCGGGGCAUUUUAUGAUUCCCGAGGUGUGUUUGUAUUUUAAUAAUCGGUUGUUCCGGGGAAACCGGACGACGAAGGUUGCGGCGAGUGAUUUUGCCGCGUUCGAUGCGCCGAAUUGUGCUCCGUUGGCCGUUACGAAUUCUAUGCGGACCAAUGUCAAUUGGGAUGCGGUGCACCGUCCUACGAGCUUGGAGCCGUUUAGUAUUCAGACGAAUCUGGAUACUACCCAUGUUGCUUGUCUGCGGAUCUUCCCUGGUAUCAAGCCGGAGAUGGUGGAUGCGGUGCUGAAGCUGGAUGGCUUGCGCGGGUUGAUUCUGGAGACUUUUGGCGCAGGUAAUGCGCCCUCUGGCCAGGAUAAUGCCAUGAUCAACGUCCUGGCCAACGCUAUCCAGCGGGGGAUUGUUAUCGUGAACGUCACGCAAUGUCUCACGGGCAGCGUCAGUCCAGUCUAUGCCACAGGCAUGAGUCUCUCCCGAGCAGGGGUCGUAGCUGGUCUCGACAUGACAACCGAGGGCGCAUUGACGAAACUUGCCUAUCUCCUCGCACUACCAGAAAACACCCCGGAAUCCAUCGCCAAACGCAUGUCAGUCUCUAUCCGAGGUGAGCUCACCGAGUCAUCAUUACCUAUCUUCCGACACCCGGAUGGCGGACUCCCCGAUCGCAUCCAGACACUCACAGCAAUGGGCUAUGCCAUUGCCCUCGGCGACCUGGAGAAGGUCCAAGCCAUCACCAAUACAGAACACCACUGGCUCCUGAACGACGCCGACUAUUCCGGCAAUACGCCCAUCGUAAGCAAUCCCUUUCCAUCUCAGCCCGUCCUCGCAAUUUCCCCCUCGUCCCCUGUCCCCUGUCCCUUGUCUCACCUCCCUAUCUCUGGCAUCCCUUAUCUUGCACCACUAACCCAAACCCAGCAUCUGGCCGCAACAUCCCCGUCCCUACAAAUCCUGCACUUCCUCCUAUCGCAAGGCGGCUCGGUGCAUCUCCGCAAUCGUGCCGGCCGCACCCCGCUCUUCUUGGCCGCGAACGCGGGCCUCUCGGAGCACACGCUCCUCCUCCGCAAAUCCGGCGCUCAUCUACAUUCGGACGAGCGACCUGCCGCCGAACUCCUGGCGCGUCAUCGUCCUUUCGUGUGGGGGAUGGCUGGAGUUGGGCCGAAAGAGAUAAGCCAGCGGGAGAUGGAUGAGGAGUGGGAAUGGGAUGCUGGGAAGAAUCGGAUGAUUCCUGGGUCGGCGCCUUAG